CUCACACUAUCCUCCUCCUAGCAUCAGAUCCUCCUCAAUAUCUCAUCAUGUCUGUUGUUGCUUCACUCCAAAGCCACUCCGAGUUCCAAACUCUUAUCAACUCGGGCCAAGUUGUUAUAAUCGACUUUUGGGCUCCAUGGUGUGGUCCUUGCCGGUUCAUAAGCCCGGUGUUUGAAAAACUGGCCUCCGACCAAGCGUUCAGUUCGAUCAAGUUUGUCAAAGUCAAUACGGAUGAACAGGACGACAUUGCGACUGAGGUUGGAAUCAGGUCCUUGCCAACUUUCAUGGUUUUUCAGGGUGGCCAACAGGUGGAUCAGCUUGUGGGUGCUAGCCCCCCAGCCCUGGAGCAGCUUGUUCGGAAACAUGCAUAAAUAUUCUGGCCCUAAUUAGAUAGAUAUGCUGUCCGGUGGUCAGGAAAGGAGAACCAUCAGGUCAAGCUGUGUGAGAUCGCUGGUUUGUCAUAGGCUUGGACCUUCCUCAUGAGCUUUGUCACUUAGUUUUGCU
Molecule: messenger RNA, 504 nt
Organism: Aspergillus pseudonomiae
Lineage: Eukaryota; Fungi; Ascomycota; Eurotiomycetes; Eurotiales; Aspergillaceae
Product: thioredoxin-like protein
Exons: 2
Coding region: 48-371 (107 amino acids)
Molecular function (GO): protein-disulfide reductase activity
Source: RefSeq, a predicted model, not a curated record